Messenger RNA from Cynara cardunculus var. scolymus (artichoke), 1332 nucleotides. RefSeq lists its product as uncharacterized. Lineage: Eukaryota; Viridiplantae; Streptophyta; Magnoliopsida; Asterales; Asteraceae. The transcript is spliced from 2 exons. The record is from RefSeq and is a predicted model, not a curated record. The coding region runs from base 187 to 1188 and encodes 333 amino acids.
GAGCUCGUGUCGAUGUUGCAGCCAUCAUUUUCUUCAAAAUCAGUUGAAGCAAAACUGGGGUUCUACAAACCCUAAUCGAUUAACGAGGUUGGCGCUGUUUGAAUGCUUCCUGUUUUCACUUUCAGAUAAAACCCGAAGCACUUCUCAGAUAAAGUUGUGUAGAUUACAUUCCCAAAACACCGUAAAAUGGCUUCUGUAGUUCGGUCUCCAUCUACAAUGGCAUCAAUGGUUCUCCCGAAACUCCAAUCCACAAACCGCAGAAUUUGGAAACCCGCAAACUUCAGGAUCACCUUUCCUCAUUUAGCCACAAAACACCGCACCAUUUGCUGCACAAACGUGUCCCCAUGGGAGCCUCCACCCGUCACAUAUGCCCCCACAGAUGAUACCACGAAAUCCCAGUUUUUGAGUGGUUCCACCACCUUAUUUGAAACUCUUGACUCUGAUCAAACCAAAACUGCCGAAUCUCAAACGACAGAUACCAAAAGGGUUUCGAAGGUUGGGUACAUUAGAUGGCCAAUGUGGCUUGUGGGCCCAUCAGUUCUUCUAGCCACCGGAAUGGUCCCAACUCUUUGGUUACCGAUAUCUUCUAUCUUUCUAGGACCCAAUAUAGCGAGCCUUUUGUCAUUGACCGGGCUCGACUGCAUAUUCAAUCUGGGUGCAUCGCUGUUCCUUUUGAUGGCGGAUGCAUGCUCACGCCCAAACAUCGAGUCUCAGGAACCGUGCCAUAGUCAAGCCCCUUUCGGCUACAGAUUCUGGAACAUGGUUGCAACCAUAUCCGGCUUUAUGGUUCCUUUAGCCAUGAUGUUGGGUUCUGAAAAGGGUCUUUUUCAACCUCAACUCCCUCCCAUUUCGUUUGCGAUUCUUUUGGGCCCCUAUCUUUUGCUUCUUGCGGUACAGAUGCUGACCGAGAUGCUGACCUGGCACUGGGAGUCACCCGUGUGGCUAGUGACACCAGUCGUGUACGAAUCGUAUCGUGUGUUGCAGCUGAUGAGGGGUCUGAAGCUAGGCGCCGAGCUUGGUGCACCGGCUUGGACGGUUCAUACGAUUAGGGGGCUUGUGUGCUGGUGGGUGCUGGUUCUUGGGGUGCAGAUCAUGAGGGUGGCUUGGUACGCUGGUUUUACGGCUCACCUUCGUCAAAACGAGCCAUCGAAUUCGAACAUUGGUGAUGCCGCAACUUCUUCUGGAUGAUGCUGGGAUGUAUGAAUCAAUUUCAAGUUUAUAUCACCAUUUGGUAUUUGCGUAUAUAAUCCAACAAUAACCUAUAGAUUUAAAUCACUUUUAGCAACAACAUAUAACUUCUUGAAAUAAAAUGAAAGGAUAAUACAAAUUUGC